AUGUAUCUUAAUCUGGCGGGUCAGCACAUCAUCGUUCUGAACACAAAGGCUGCCGCGAUAGAGCUUUUGGAGCGUCGAUCCGCAAUUCACUCGGAUCGGCCAAAGAGUAUUGUUGGGGAAUACAUUGGGGCCAAGUUAGCGAUGCCGUUCGUAGGAUAUGGCAAACGGUGGCAGCGAAUGCGGCGCGCAGCUCAUGCUGUUCUGAAUGCUCAAGCUAGCGCACGAUACCAACCUGUUCAAAUCGAAGAAGCAGUCAUUUUUGCUCACAAACUGAUGUGCGACACGUCUUCGCCAUUGUUCGCAAAGAUAGCUAGGUCGGCUUCUUUUAUGAUUUCGGUCAUAUAUAGUAAACAACUUCUAGCAUCCUCCAAAGGUUCAGAGCAGUCACUUGAUUCAGACGCGCUUCAAAACCAUUCAUCUGAAACACACGGUCUUCCCCCUUCAGACCCGCUUGAGGCCCUUAUCAACGCCGUACAUAUAUCUACCAACGCUCUAUAUCCAGGUGCCCAUUUGGUAGAGUCUCUACCAAUAUUAGAUUAUCUUCCUGCAGCAAUGGUAAAGUGGAAAAGUAAAGCCAAACACGACUUUCAGCAAAUUUCAAAUGUCUACAAAAGUUCCUACAAUAUUGCAGUGAUUUCCAAUCAGCAGCAACCUAGCCUUUGUGUCAGCCUUGCGGAAAAUGAGGUGACCGGUGAGUUGAGUGGAGUGGAGUGGAGAAGGCUUGGAUUGCAGGGACCAUUUCGUAGUGCUGCCUCUCUUGACACUACUACCGUUACCUUGUCAUACUUCCUUUACGCCAUGUCCCUUCACCCAAGUGUACAGGAGCGUGCACACCACGAACUGGAUGAGGUUGUAGGCAGAUCAAGGAUACCAACGGUUGAUGAUAUGAUGGAGCUCCCGUACAUCAGGGCGAUUGUUUUGAGAUGGGAGCCCGUCACGCCGUUGGCCUUACCGCAUGCUGCAAUGGAGGACGAUUGGUAUAAGGGUUAUUUCAUUCCCAAAGGAACGAUUAUAUUCCCUAACGUAUGCUGUCCUAACUCUCAAAGCUUCUUGAUACAGCUCCCGCCUGAAAUUAUUAGUCAGAUUGUUGACUAUUGUCCCUCAUCGAGCAUACCUGCCCUCUCCAAUGUCUGCAAAUCAACGCAAGAAUUUGGUGUGCGAUCUUUGUACCGUCACCUUUCUUUCACGAAAGCAUCUCGGUUCUUGAAAUGUUGCUAUGCAUUGACCAGGAAUAAUGGUGCUGCGUCUUCAGUAAGAGGUCUCCAGAUAAACCUGGUAGAUCGCCACAUUCUAUUCGCAUUUUUCCAGAUUUUGGCCACGGUUCUACGUCGACUGCAUAAUUUACAAUGUCUCGAAGUUCUUCAUGAUGGACCUGGCUUCCAAUGGGCUCUCGAACCCUGCUAUCUUCCACAUCUCUCACUCCUCCGUACGCGCCUACCUCUUACCCAAGACCUCAUCAAUUUCCUUUCGCGCCAUUCUUCCACUAUUUCCGAACUCCAUUUAGAUGGCCGAUCUUCAAUAUUCACUCUGUCCCCCGCUCCAAUUACUCUUCCUAACUUAACGAGCUUCACGGGCAACCCUGGAUUCGUGCGGUUCAUAGUUCAAAAACAAGAUAAACCCCGGCUAUCUUCUGCUCAUAUGACGUCCCUCAACAUAAUGGAUCUUGAAGAGGUGGAAAUCAUCGAGGCUAUGAAACAUCUGCAAGACGUGGCUGGUGAAACGCUGCGGACAGUUACCAUAGUGGGAAGUGGGUUCGCUGGGCCGUUGGCGAGGCACGCUUCAAACUACCUCACGAAUCUGAAGGUUUUAGGCCUUAUGCACCUGUCCUUUAUGGAGAUUGAACUGUUCUCAACAGAGCAACUUUGUGAAGAAGUCAAACUGCUUCUGCCAAACCUUCCGCAACUUCAACGGCUUAUUAUGGGUCGUAUGCAUUCUGUCUCAACGCAAACGCAAACAUUAGAUUUUGCUGAGGGGCAUAAACUAGUCGUGGAAUUUAGUUCCAUAUGUCCAGGUCUCGAUUUUGUUUGCCUUCCCGAUGACACAGAAUGGAACCGAAUCCGCAUACCAAACAACGGCAGCUCUUAUUUUUAUAUAUGGUUUCCAGAAGUUUCACAAUUUAGCGUCGCGUCAGCAUGGCAGCUUCUUGACAUACUGUGCGCAGAGGGCAGGAAAUAUCCUUCUUGGCUCUCACUGUUGAAGUUGAUUUUGAAAGAGGCUGUGGGCAAAUGGUAUUUGAACGAGGCACGAGAGAAUGCUAGUAACAGUGAGAAUGGACCAGAUAUUCAGGAGUCCAUUCGUACUGCAAUAGAGACACUUCUCAAUGAAAUUGAUAAACGGGUUGAGGGAAAUUGA
Molecule: messenger RNA, 2352 nt
Organism: Lentinula edodes (shiitake mushroom)
Lineage: Eukaryota; Fungi; Basidiomycota; Agaricomycetes; Agaricales; Omphalotaceae
Product: cytochrome P450
Exons: 12
Coding region: 1-2352 (783 amino acids)
Molecular function (GO): protein binding; monooxygenase activity; oxidoreductase activity, acting on paired donors, with incorporation or reduction of molecular oxygen
Source: RefSeq, a predicted model, not a curated record